Sodiomyces alkalinus F11 is the source of this 1327-nucleotide messenger RNA. RefSeq names its product nucleotide-binding domain-containing protein. Gene Ontology annotation, molecular function: D-amino-acid oxidase activity; FAD binding. The transcript is spliced from 3 exons. Lineage: Eukaryota; Fungi; Ascomycota; Sordariomycetes; Glomerellales; Plectosphaerellaceae. The coding region runs from base 167 to 1234 and encodes 355 amino acids. The record is from RefSeq and is a predicted model, not a curated record.
ACAGCUUGUCGUUGACCAACUUUUCAAGAUUAAGGGGUUACCACUGGCAAUCGACUCAAGAUCCGUACAUGGCAUGAAAGCUUCGUAAUCGUCAGAAGUAGAUAAAUGGUGAGAUAUUUCCACUGACGUCUGUAUACAGAUACCUCCGGAAAACAAGAAACAAAUCAUGUCCAAGCCCAACAUCGCCGUCAUAGGAGCCGGUGUGAUAGGCCUCAGCGUCGCCGUACGCCUCCAAGCAGAAGGCCACCAUGUAACCAUCAUAGCAAAGGACUUCCCUUCCCCCUUCGAGACCGUCGACUCCCGCGCAGCCAUCAACUACGCCUCGCAAUGGGCCGGCGCCCACAACCGCUUCUGGCCUCCCCGCGACGACAACGACACCCUAGCCGUCCGGGACCACGCCAUGUCCCUGACCACCUUCGACCGCAUGGACGACAUCGCCCGCCGCCACCCGGAAGCGGGCAUCACCUUCAUGAAAGGGGUCGAGUACCUCGAGGACCCGGCCCCGGAGUACCGCAACCUGAGCACCGACCGCGCCGCCCAGCUCGGCUAUCGCGAUUUUCGGCUCUACCGACCGGACGAGCUCCCGGACGACCGCGUCAAGCUGGGCUUCGAGUACCGCACCUGGUGUGUCAACCCCAUGGUCUACUGUUCGUAUCUCCUCCGUCGCUUUGUCCGCUCCGGGGGGAAGGCCGUACGGCGGGAACUGCUCCAUGAGCGCGAGGUCUUCACUAUCCCUGAGCUAGUGGAGCCUGCCCGCGUCGUCUUGAACUGUUCCGGCUGUGGCUUUGGUGACCCCAACUCGUUCAUUACUCGAGGACAAACCUGCGUCGUGGCCAACGAAUGCUCGGAGACGGUAACACGCCAAAAAGCCGACGGCUCAUGGACCUUCGUUAUUCCCCGCAACUUUGACGGAGGCACCAUCAUCGGCGGCACCAAGGAGCCCGACAACUGGGAGUCUGAGCCGUCACCCGCUGUCCGCACCAGACUCCUGGACGCCUUCGCCGCUACAUACCCGCCCAUUCUAAGGGCCGGCGGUGGCAAAAUGCACGUGCUGAGGGAUAUCGUGGGCAGACGACCGACCCGGAAAGGCGGGAUGAGGUUAGAGAAGGAGGAUCUCGGUGACGGACGGCUCAUCAUACACGCCUACGGUCUUGGCGGUAGAGGAUACGAACUCUCCUGGGGAGUGGCUGAGGCUGUAGUCGAUUUGUUGAGUUCUGGGCGUGCCAGGCUGUGAGAGCUCAUUAAAAGCCGUCUCUUUUUGGUAGUUUCACCGCGUAAUACGCAUUUAAGAUGGCAUUGCAUGAAUAUAAUGACUUUCCAAAGGACA